CCCACCACGCACUGGUUAUUUCUUGUGCUUAACUUUGUUUCUUUCGUUUCCAGACAAAGCUUCCCUCUUCUGGCCAACAUUAGGAGACGCUGCCUCUCGGGUGUGAACGGACGAUGGCACCAAACAGUGGGCGUGGGGCUGGGAGUGGCCUUGUGUGCUGUCCCGGUCGUGGAGAAACAGAACUCAGUUUCUCUCAGUAACGAUGCCUUGAUUAAACGGGCCGUUUCCUUGGUAACAGACAGUACUUCUACGCUCCUCUCUCAAACAACAUACGCACUGAUUGAAGCAUUGACAGAGUAUACAAAGGCUGUUUAUACGCUGGUGUCUCUCUACAAGCAAUACGCAAAUCUUCUGGGGAAGAUGAAUUCAGAAGAGGUGGAUGCAGUCUGGCAGGUGGUAAUAGGAGCCAGAGUUGAUGUAAGCAAUCGNCAGGAAUACCUCAGGCUGGAAUCCAGCUGGAUGACAGCGUUACGUCUCUCAGAGAUGGCAGCAGAAGCUGCGUAUCAAUCAGGUGCAGACCAAGCCUCGGUGACAGCCCGCAGCCACAUUCAGCUAGUGAAAUCACAAGUGCAAGAGGUUCGACAGCUGUCCCAGAAAGCAGAGACUAAGUUAGCUGAAGCUCAAACAGAAGAGCUCAUAAAAGCUCAAGGAGAGGAAGCAUCCUUGCCACAGGGUGUUUUAGGAAGUACAGAUGCCGGUGAGGACCCUUACCUUCGGGAGGACUGAAAAGAACUUAAGUGUCACCGCAGAAUAUCUGAGAGUCAAUCGCAAAUUGAAGGGUCCCAAACUUUUAAGCAUGGGAUAGUGGGAAACUGCUGAAAUAAGCCUAUGAUUCCAUUUUUUUCCCCCAAAUCAAGUCAAUUCCAAGUAUCUGAAAGGCCUUGAUCUUGUUUGUAAGUUAUCAUGUUUGUAAUACUUAUGGAUUCAAUUAUUUAAAUGUUUAACUAUGCAAAUGUGAAGAUUGCUAUCAAGGAUAGCUUGUUGUUAAUUGUCUCUCUGCUGGGAGGGUCCUACCGCUCGUUUGAUAUGCUUGCAAGAGCUCUCUUAACUGAGAGGCUAACGAGGUACCAGCCAAAGAAGUGUAUUUAAAAGUAAUUAUUUUUAACCUGUGAAGUAAGUGAUGUCUGUUAGGAGAUAUCUUUAUUAAACUGUGCAAAACCAUCUCGCUGCAGGUGUGCCCGUUUGGAUAAGAAAUUAAGUGCUGUUUGAACUUAAAAGGUUGUAACAGCCCUGAGCCUGACAGCUGCAUCAAAUUACACUUAAUUGCAGUCAGGGGAAACACUUGCUGUAGAGCUGAAAACUUUCUAUGGAGUUACCCCGGCUGCUUUUAGUGAAGUUCUGCAGUUCUGUACAGCAACCUCUUUCGCCCAAGAGUCACCACCUGUACCGCGGCUGCCUUUCCCAGAAAGCAAAGGGAGAUUUGAUUGUCAAGAUAACUGUGGUUAUAAGCAAAGUCGUUGUGGCAACUGCUGUGUACUUCUCUACAGAGCAGUGAGCAAAAGCAGGUUUGACAUUAUCUGAAUGCUUUCCAGCACAAGUUUCAGGAAACUAAUUUUAAUUCUCUCUUCUUGCAAGCUUUAAUGUUUUGCUGCAGGCUUCAAAACCACAAGCGUCUUUCAGUGUGUUCAUUUUCUAACUUGUCAGCUUAAUGUGAAAUUGGCAAUAUUAACUGUGUAGGCCAUGUAAACAUAAGCUGAGACUGCUUUGUGGAACAGCAUCCACAAGAACUUUAUCACUGAUUUGAGUCAGUUCAUCCCCAUUCAUCAGAUUUUGUAAGAAAACACAUAAUCGUAAGUUUUU
Egretta garzetta (little egret) is the source of this 1800-nucleotide messenger RNA. RefSeq names its product diablo IAP-binding mitochondrial protein (gene DIABLO). NCBI's taxonomy places the organism in Eukaryota, Metazoa, Chordata, Aves, Pelecaniformes, Ardeidae. The transcript has 5 exons. The annotation marks the transcript as partial. Gene Ontology annotation, cellular component: mitochondrion. Gene Ontology annotation, biological process: intrinsic apoptotic signaling pathway in response to oxidative stress; neuron apoptotic process. The record is from RefSeq and is a predicted model, not a curated record.